AUGGCACACCUCACCACCCUCCAGCCGCGCAUGGCCAAGCGCCCGCCCUUCACCGUUGAAGCCUCCGGUUACGAGCCCGUCGAAGGCGAGACCAUCCCUCGCCGCCACCCAGCCGCCAAGGACAAGCUCAUCACUCGUCCUGCGGAGGGCAUCGAGACCACAUUCGACAUCUUGCGAAGAGGCGCCAAACUGUUUGGCAACGCCAAGUGCGUGGGCUCGCGCUCCCUGAUCAAGACCCAUGUCGAGAACAAAAAGGUCAAGAAGCUCGUCGACGGCGUCGAGCAGGAGGUUGACAAGAAGUGGACCUACUUUGAAAUGAGCGAGUACUCUUACCUGUCCUUUAUCGAGUUUGAGCAGCGUGUUCUCCAGAUCGGAUCCGGCCUGCGCAAGCUUGGCUUGUCCAAGGGCAGCCGUGUCCACCUCUAUGCUGCGACCAGCGCCCACUGGUUGUCUGUUGCUCAUGGCGCUGGAUCGCAAUCUCUGACCUUUGUCACUGCCUACGAUACCCUCGGAGAAGAUGGUCUCCGACACUCGCUCAAGCAAACCAAGAGCGAUGCCAUGUUCCUGGACCCCGCGUUGCUUUCCUCUCUCACCAACGUCCUCAAAGACGCCCCCUCGAUUAAGCAUAUCAUCUACAACACCGACGGAGAGGUCAAGCAGAGCGACCUCGACAAGCUCAAGACCGACUUUAGCCAUAUCAAUGUCAUCAGCUAUGAAGAGCUCCGAAAGCUCGGCGAAGAGAACCCGGUUGACCCGGUUCCCCCCAAGCCCGAGGAUCUCUUUUGUAUCAUGUACACUUCCGGCUCGACUGGCCCUCCCAAGGGUGUAUCUCUGACGCAGGAAAAUGUGGUCGCAGCGGUCGCUGGUGUCACUGAGGUUGUUGGCCCGUACAUUGGCCCCGGAGACUCGUUGCUGACCUACCUUCCGCUCGCCCAUAUCCUCGAGUUUGUCUUUGAAAACGCGACCCUUUUCUGGGGUGGUACCAUGGGCUACGGAAACGCCAAGACACUGUCCGACGGCUCGAUGCGCAACUGCAAGGGCGAUAUACGCGAAUUCAAGCCAACCAUUCUCGUCGGCGUGCCGGCCGUCUUCGAAACCGUCAAGAAGGGAAUUUUGGCCCAGUUGAACAAGGCCAGUUUUGUCGCGAGGAACCUGUUCUGGGGCGGAAUGACCGCCAAGGCCUUCCUCCUUGCAGCUGGCCUCCCGGGUGCUGGCGUUUUGGAUGCCGUUGUUUUCAAGAAAAUCAAGGAAGCCACCGGCGGCCGUCUGCGCAUAUUGAUGAACGGUGGUGGGCCGAUCGCCAAGGACACGCUCAAGUUCAUUUCGUAUGCGAUCGCUCCGAUGAUCAGCGGUUACGGCUUGACCGAGACAACUGCCAUGGGAGCGCUGCAAGACCCCCAGGCAUGGAACCCAGAAGCUCUUGGCGACAUCCCCGCUUCGAUAGAGAUCAAGCUUGUCGACUUCCUGGAAGCCGGCUACUCGGUGAAGAACACGCCUCCACAGGGUGAGAUCUUGAUCCGCGGUGGCAGUGUCACCCGGGGCUAUUACGACAACGAGGAGGAAACCAAGAGCGCCUUUACCGAAGACGGCUGGUUCCAAACCGGAGACAUUGGCGAGUUCGACCACUAUGGCCAUCUGCGAAUCAUCGACCGGAAGAAGAACCUGGUCAAGACGCUGAAUGGCGAGUACAUUGCUCUCGAAAAGCUGGAAUCUGUCUACCGCGCCCAUUCCGUUGUGGGCAACAUCUGUGUAUAUGCUGCGGACAACGAAAUCAAGCCGGUUGCCAUCAUUGUGCCGGCCGAACCUGCUCUGAUCAAGAUUGCCAAGGCCCACGGGAUCGAAGGCGAAAGCCUGGGCUCUCUCGUUCACAAGGAGGAUCUGAAGCGCAUUGUGUUGAAGGAACUACAGGCCGCUGGCAAGGCUGGUAAUCUCCGAGGCAUCGAGAUCAUCGACGGUGUUGUUCUGGCAGAUGAGGAAUGGACCCCACAAAACGGAUUCACCACUGCCGCCCAAAAGAUCCAGCGCAAGAAGAUUGUGGACCACUACCGCGCUGACAUUAACCGUGCCUAUGGCAAAUAA
This is a messenger RNA of Talaromyces rugulosus, 2079 nucleotides long. RefSeq lists its product as uncharacterized. The transcript is spliced from 5 exons. The record is from RefSeq and is a predicted model, not a curated record. Gene Ontology annotation, biological process: long-chain fatty-acyl-CoA metabolic process; long-chain fatty acid metabolic process. Bases 1 to 2079 code for a protein of 692 amino acids. Gene Ontology annotation, molecular function: long-chain fatty acid-CoA ligase activity. Gene Ontology annotation, cellular component: plasma membrane; lipid droplet; endoplasmic reticulum. NCBI's taxonomy places the organism in Eukaryota, Fungi, Ascomycota, Eurotiomycetes, Eurotiales, Trichocomaceae.